AUGUCGCCGCCACCUUUGCUGCUGCUGCUGCUGCUCCUGAACCCUGCAGGGGCCUCGCUGAUCAGGAUCCGUCUUCGCCGAGCCCACACUGGACAGGGGACCUGGAACCCACUGAGGCAAUGGGGGGAGCCGGCAGUGACCCCCAGACUGGGCGACCCACCCCCUGGGCACAAGCCUGUCUUUGUGCCUCUCUCCAACUACAUGAACGUGAGUCCCAGCUCCACACAGACGCCCACUACCCACACCUGGUUCCACCGCCGCUUCAACUCCAGAGCCUCUAGCUCCUUCAAACCCAACGGGACCAAGUUUGCCAUUCAGUACGGAACCGGGCAUCUGCAGGGCGUCCUGAGUGAGGACAAGCUGACUCUCGGAGGAGUCCCAGGGGUGUCGGUCACCUUCGGGGAGGCUGUUUGGGAGUCCAUGUUGUACACUGCUGCUCUCAGCGAUGGGAUAUUGGGCCUCGGAUUCCCCAUUCUGGCCGUGGGAGGAGUCCGGCCGCCGCUGGAUGUGCUGGUGGACCAGGGGCUGCUGGAUAAGCCAGUCUUCUCCUUCUACCUCAACAGGGACCCCGAAGCGGCCGACGGAGGAGAGCUGGUCCUGGGCGGCUCCGACCCCGCGCACUACAUCCCGCCCAUGACCUUCGUGCCGGUCACCGUCCCCGCCUACUGGCAGAUCCAGAUGGAGCGGGUGAAGGUGGGCACAGGACUGACUCUCUGUGCCCGCCGCUGUGCUGCCAUCCUGGACACUGGCACUUCCCUCAUCACAGGCCCCAAGGAGGAGAUCCGGGCCCUGCAGAAGGCCAUCGGGGGGUUCCCCUUUCUGGCUGGGCAGUACUUCAUCCCGUGCUCGCUACUGCCGGAGCUCCCCCCGGUGUCCUUCCUCCUGGGGGAGGUCUGGUUCAACCUCACGGCGGAGGAGUAUGUCAUCCAGAUAUCUCGGAGUGGUGUCCGCCUCUGUAUGUCCGGCUUCCAGGCUCUGGACGUGCCUCCGCCGGCGGGGCCCCUCUGGAUCCUGGGCGACGUCUUCUUGGGCACCUACGUGGCCGUCUUCGACCGCGGGGACGCGAAGGGCGGCGCCCGGGUGGGACUGGCGCGAGCUCGCCGUUCCCCAGCCCGAGCGCCAGAGAGUGGCCUUGCGCAGGCGCAGUCCUCUGGUUGAAAUCCUGGUAGGCGCAUGCGCUCUGGGUGGCAGCAGUGCCCCCCCCUCCCGCCCCGCCCCCCCUACUAGUAAAAAUCUGCUCUUCCCA
Condylura cristata (star-nosed mole) is the source of this 1246-nucleotide messenger RNA. RefSeq names its product napsin A aspartic peptidase (gene NAPSA). The transcript is spliced from 8 exons. The record is from RefSeq and is a predicted model, not a curated record. NCBI's taxonomy places the organism in Eukaryota, Metazoa, Chordata, Mammalia, Eulipotyphla, Talpidae. Gene Ontology annotation, molecular function: aspartic-type endopeptidase activity. The coding region runs from base 1 to 1158 and encodes 385 amino acids. Gene Ontology annotation, cellular component: lysosome. Gene Ontology annotation, biological process: proteolysis.